AUGAAGGCUCUUGCAGCUGGUAAUAAUAUAGGGGACAAUGUCCUUAAAACAUUAUUUUUAGAUCAACUGCCAGACAACAUACGCUCAAUUCUGGUUACAAGCAACGCAGAUUUACCAACUAUUGCACAACAGGCGGAUAAGAUAAUGAAUAUAGCAUAUCCUCAGGUAUCUGCAAUAUCACCUACAGACAACAUUAUUCAAGAAAUUUCAGCUAAAAUUGAAGCUUUGGAAAAGAAAAUUGAUUUAUCUUCCAGGAGAAGUAAUUUUCGUGAAGACAGUAACCAACGACGUCGCAGCAAAAGCCGUAAUAGACGAAGUGGUUGGUGUUGGUAUCAUAGUCGCUUUGAAGAUAGAGCCGAAAAAUGUAUACCACCAUGCUCUUAUAAUCAACAAUCAAAAAACUAG
Molecule: messenger RNA, 405 nt
Organism: Lucilia cuprina (Australian sheep blowfly)
Lineage: Eukaryota; Metazoa; Arthropoda; Insecta; Diptera; Calliphoridae
Exons: 1
Coding region: 1-405 (134 amino acids)
Source: RefSeq, a predicted model, not a curated record